Messenger RNA from Cucurbita maxima (winter squash), 749 nucleotides. RefSeq names its product 22.0 kDa heat shock protein-like. Gene Ontology annotation, biological process: response to salt stress; response to hydrogen peroxide; protein complex oligomerization. The transcript is spliced from 2 exons. The record is from RefSeq and is a predicted model, not a curated record. Lineage: Eukaryota; Viridiplantae; Streptophyta; Magnoliopsida; Cucurbitales; Cucurbitaceae. The coding region runs from base 55 to 645 and encodes 196 amino acids.
CAUUCGAACUGCAAUCAACAAAGCUUUCUGUUCUUUGUAUUUGAGAAGACGGCGAUGAGUACGGGGCUACACCGAAGCAUGGUUUGCAUCUUUCUUCCACUCGCAGUGUUCCUGUUUGUCACCCACCAACAUGCCGCCCACGCUCUCAUGCCCUACCGCUCCAUAUGGGACAUCAUGCAACCAGGCGGGUUCUCGGAGGAUCCAUUCAGAAUCCUAGAGCAGAGUCCCCUAGGCGUUUCAAGAUCAGCGGUGGACACAGUGGCAAUAGCACGCACAGACUGGAAGGAGACAAGCGGGGAGCACGUGAUAUGGAUGGACAUUCCCGGCGUGAAGAAGGAGGAUUUGAAGAUCGAGGUGGAGGAGAACAGCGUGCUGAGGAUCAGCGGAGAGAUGAAGGGAGAGCGAGAGGUGGAAGGGGAGAGAUGGCACCGGGCAGAGAGGAGUUCGUCGGGGAGGUUCUGGAGGCAGUUCAGGCUGCCGGGGAACGCCAACAUGGAAGGGAUCAAAGCCCACUUGGAGAACGGGGUGCUGAAGGUGACGGUGCCGAAGCUGCCGGAGGAGAAGAAGGAGGCGAAGGUGGUGAAGAUCGAGGAAGGGAGCAUGUCCGGCGGCGAGGAUCUGAAGGCUUCCAGAGCUGAAGUCUAAAAUAAUGAGACGGAUGUUGAAGGAUCUUAUUUAAUAGGUUUAUGCUUUGGAUGAAAUUUUUAUGAGAAUAAUAAUUUUGGAAUAUAUAUAUAUGAUUUAAUAAA